Talaromyces proteolyticus is the source of this 1066-nucleotide messenger RNA. RefSeq names its product putative mitochondrial large ribosomal subunit protein L16. Gene Ontology annotation, molecular function: structural constituent of ribosome; rRNA binding. The transcript is spliced from 3 exons. Lineage: Eukaryota; Fungi; Ascomycota; Eurotiomycetes; Eurotiales; Trichocomaceae. Gene Ontology annotation, biological process: mitochondrial translation. Bases 84 to 758 code for a protein of 224 amino acids. The record is from RefSeq and is a predicted model, not a curated record. Gene Ontology annotation, cellular component: mitochondrial large ribosomal subunit; ribosome.
CGUAUACUGCGAAUAGUCUGCUGUCAACAUAUUGAUCGUAGUGAGGGUUUAUAUACUCGCACACUGCCGAGCAUCAUCUCAAUAUGUUCGGCAAGGCCCAAUUCGGCCUUUUACGGCCAUACACAACCCCCAAUUCCACACCCUUCCACCUCUCACGAUGCUUCUCCACCACUUCACCCGCCAUGGACUGGCUAACCCCUAAAUUCGCUGAAAAAUCCAAGUCGCCCAAGGGCCGACCGAAGAUGCGCACAGGCGGGUCGACUCGGGGGACAACAGUUGAGCAUGGAGACUACGGACUGCGCAUGAAAGACCACGAUCGUCGGCUAUCGGCGGCUUCACUGAAGCUCGGCGAAGAGACGAUUCGGCGACGGUUACGAGGAAUGAAUUAUACAUUAUACAAACGAGUCAGUGCGAAUAUCGGUGUGUAUACGUCUGGAAACGAAAUGCGGAUGGGUAAGGGUAAAGGUAAAUUCGACUAUUGGGCGGCCAGAGUGCCGGUUAGUAGGAUCGUGUUUGAAGUCAAGGGGAAUUUGCAUGAGAAGAUUGCGAGAGAGGCAUUUAGGUUGGCGGCUCAUAAGUUACCGGGACAAUGGGAAUUCGUCAAGAAAGGUGAUCCCCCGAUUGUAGGAAUCACUAAACUCGGCAAUGGUGUCACAUUGGAAAGCCUGAAGCGACCGCGAAGAGCGAUUCCAUUGGGAAUGGAGAAAGAGGCCAAUCCACCAAAGACCACAUCAUCCAGCACUUCUCCAACGCAAUAAACCAUCCAUCAUCAAUAUUCCCGCAACUUCUCCAAAAUUCUCCCAAUAAGUCAACAUCUAAGCUCCAAUCCCAGACUCAGGCCCCAACUUCUGCACCGUUCUCGAUCGGCGCGUUUCCUCCUCACCACCAUUUGCAUCAGGUUUCAAGUCUAAUCGUGUACAAUAUCAACACAUCAGCUUCAGUUCUUUCUCUUCAUCGCCGAUAGGGCAGUAGAAUAACCAACAUUCCCUUUCUCAUCAACAUAACCUAUCCACCUGGGAAUGAAACAGUCUAGAACAUAAAAACCAAUCAUACCUUUAUCAACCUC